Molecule: messenger RNA, 1046 nt
Organism: Panicum hallii
Lineage: Eukaryota; Viridiplantae; Streptophyta; Magnoliopsida; Poales; Poaceae
Product: 1-aminocyclopropane-1-carboxylate oxidase 1-like
Exons: 3
Coding region: 46-948 (300 amino acids)
Source: RefSeq, a predicted model, not a curated record
CACAUUAGCCAACCAACAGCUAGCUAGCAUCGAGCAUCAAGUGAGAUGGAGAUCCCUGUGAUUGAUCUCAAGGGUCUCGCCGGCGACGAGUCCGCUAGGUCGCGGACCAUGGCGCAGCUCCACGAGGCCUGCAAGGAUUGGGGCUUCUUCUGGUUGGAGAACCACGGCGUGGACGCGGCCAUCAUGGAGGACGUGAAGCGCUUCGUGCACGGCCACUACGAGGAGCACCUCGAGGCCAAGUUCCACGCCUCCGACCUCGCCAGGAACCUGGACGCCGCCGACGCCGGGCAGGUCGACUGGGAGGCCGCCUACAGCAUCCAACACCGCCCCACGACCAACAUCGCCGACUUCCCGGAGAUCUCGCCGCCGACUCGCGAGCUGCUGGACACGUACAUCGCUCAGACGGUGGCGCUGGCGGAGCUGCUCGCCGAGUGCAUGAGCCUCAACCUGGGCCUCGACGCCGGCCACAUCAGGCGCGCGCUCGCGCCGCCCACCGUGGGGACCAAGUUCGCCAUGUACCCGGCGUGCCCGCGGCCGGAGGUGGUGUGGGGCCUCCGCGCGCACACCGACGCCGGCGGCAUCGUCAUCAUGCUGCAGGAUGAGGCGGUGGGCGGGCUCGAGUUCCUCCGCGGGGAGUACUGGGUCCCCGUGGCGCCCUGCGGGGGCAGCAGGGUCUUCGUCGACAUCGGGGACCAGAUCGAGGUGGUCAGCGGCGGGGCCUACCGCAGCGCGGUGCACCGCGUCGCCGUGGGCACCGAGGGCCGGCGGCUGUCGAUGGCCACGUUCUACAACCCCGGCGUGGACGCCGUGGUGGCGCCGGCGAGGGAGGCGCCGCCGGAGUACCCCGGGCCCUACAGGUUCGGGGACUACCUCGAGCACUACCACCGCACCAAGUUCGGCGACAAGGCCGCCAGGUUCCAGGCCUUCAAGAAGAGGUUCCACAAAUAAAUAAAGGCAACCAUGAUUGUGAUAUACUACUACUCCUUUCAGAACAUGGAUGGAGCCACAUCGAUCAUUCAAGCUAAGCAAAAGAAGAUGUUAUUUUA